UGCAUGUGGUCACGUGAUACUGAGUCUCGGCUGCUGAGCUGUUCCUGUUCGUGCCUUGUGCUGUAGAAUGCAGUGAAGUGGAGAGAGAGAGAAUCCUAAUAGCACAGCUGGGUAAGGUUCCCCAGUAUUUUAAUGCCAGGAGUUGGCAUCUCGGCCCUUUUUGUGUAAUGGAAUCACAGCUGCAACCCAUAGCAGUGGAUAGUUAGGUAAGCAGGAGAGAGGGGAUCGCUGCUGGCAUGUGGAAACGGGAGCAGAAGCAAUCUGUUGGGAACCAAUGUUUGGUCAGUAACCGAACACUCAACACCUGGAAGGAAGCUAUGCCAAUGGAUGAUGAAGCUGGCUCUGAGCUGCACUCAGCAGAUGCUGAACAGAACUCAGAGCCCAUGAGUGAGGAGAUGCUUCGCAAUGCAUAUCACCUUUCCCGGCUACGGAGUUCUUCAGUAGAAAUACGGGAGAAAGGGGCUGAACGGCUGAAAGAGGAGCUGGCAAAGGCACAAAGGGAGUUGAAGUUGAAGGAUGAAGAAUGUGAGAAGCUGUCUAAGGUGCGGGAACAGUUGGAGCAGGAGCUGGAAGAGUUGACAGCCAGUCUCUUUGAGGAAGCACACAAGAUGGUGAGAGAAGCAAACACUAAACAAGCUACCGCUGAGAAGAAGCUUAAAGAAGCUCAGGGAAAGAUUGAUGUCCUACUGGCAGAGGUAACAGCAUUGAAGACACUUGUAAUCACAUCUACACCGUCAUCUCCCAAUAGGGAGCUGCACCCACAGCUCCAGAUUCCCUCAAAAGCUGUCUUUAAGAAGGGCCAUGGUCGCAACAAAAGCAUGAGCAAUGCCAUCGUCACAGCAACUACACAAAAUUCACAGUUGCAGCCAAUUAAUAAGGAUGGUAGAGAGGCAGGGGUGCCUACUCUUCUCUCUCUGCUCCUUUGUAUCGUACCUGGGAGGGCGAUUUAUGUUACACCUGAGCCAUUUGAGCAUCUUUCCAAAUCAUCAUCGAUGCAGGAGCAUCAGAUCAACUUGAUUUUAUAUGAUGAGUUCCUGGCAUGGAAAGAAGAACCAACUCUGGAUAAGGUUUGCCCAUUCUUAGAAAGGAUUUACCAAGAGGACAUUGGUCCAUGUCUCUCUUUUGCCAAGCAUGAGCUGACAGAAGCAGUUCAGGCUGCUGUUGAGAGCAACACUUUGAGUAUUGAGCCAGCAGUUGUCCAAGCGUUACCAGUGGUCAAGGCUUCAGCCAUAGAGUGUGGAGGGCCAAAUGGGUGGCGGGCUGAAGUAGUGACGAAGUGUGCACUAAGUGGUCUGUCCAGAACCUGUAAACAUCGCAUCAAGCUGGGAGAUUCAGGAAGCUAUUUCUAUAUUUCACCAUCCUGCAGGUCCAGGAUUACGGCUGUUUGCAACUUCCUCACAUAUAUCCGGUAUAUCCAGCAAGGCCUGGUUCGACAAGAUGUGGAACAGAUGUACUGGGAAGUUAUGAAGCUGAGGAAGGAGAUGUCGGUCGCUAAACUGGGAUAUUAUACUGAGGAGUCAUAGUCUCUAAGUUAGUGUCCCAGAUUCAGGACUAGGCUGCACAACUCUAUUUUGAGAGGCAAAAAUUUCACACGAUGGAUUUAAACAAUGGAGAAAAAAAUGCCUUCUACAAACACAAAACUUUGCUUCCUUGAAAAAAUAAUAAUAGAGGAGCAAGUGUGGUAAAGUAUUCAGAACUCAUUACCUCCCACAUCCUGGAUCUGGGCUGUAUUUUGUUUUAAAACAUCGAUGCUGAAAGACUGAAUGAUGUACAGAGUAAUUUUGUAUUAUUUUCUAACCUCUAACUGUGCUCUGUAUUCACAACGGUCAACAUUUUUAAGACUCCACAACUCAGUAUUGAACCCUAAUAGACCAUCGUGACUUAAUUAUGUAACAUAA
This is a messenger RNA of Amblyraja radiata (thorny skate), 1898 nucleotides long. It is a transcript of the gene rab3il1, whose product is annotated as RAB3A interacting protein (rabin3)-like 1. Gene Ontology annotation, cellular component: Golgi to plasma membrane transport vesicle. The transcript has 12 exons. Gene Ontology annotation, molecular function: guanyl-nucleotide exchange factor activity. NCBI's taxonomy places the organism in Eukaryota, Metazoa, Chordata, Chondrichthyes, Rajiformes, Rajidae. The record is from RefSeq and is a predicted model, not a curated record. Gene Ontology annotation, biological process: exocytosis. Bases 237 to 1523 code for a protein of 428 amino acids.